UUGGCGUGUUCAGACGUGGUUGGGCCUCUGUUUCGGCCAGUUUCGAGGCGAGAAGUGCAGCGUCUGUGUUUGUUACACGUGUAAUCAUAGCAUUCCCCUGGUUGCGGUGGCUUCGCGGUGCAAUGGCAAAUUCCAAACCUAAAAAGAGGUACUUUCAGGGGUCUGUGGCUGAAGGCGACAUGGCAAAGGGAGGAGAGGAGGAACGUCCUGCGCAAGUGGCAUGCCCCCUACCACCGAAUGUGCAGCAUCCACCAGGUGCCAUGCCAGUCCGGAGAACUAGGGCCAAGUCUGGAGUUGAUACGGCACGGGAUCUGCUGUCCAUUCAGCAGGACCAGCUGGCUGUCCAGCGAGAACUGCUGGCCACACAGCAAGGUCUGCUGGCCACCCAGCAGCAGCAGCUGGCAGUUCAGCAGGAAAUGCUGCUCGUGCAGAGAGAGGCAGUCGAUGCACUCCGUCGACUUGCAAGCAUAUUUGAGCAGUCCGUGGACACAGGGGUGUUGCCCUCUGACCGGAAAAUUAGCUGUAGAGGGACAAGCAGCAGCAAGUGCGCACCAGUCGUCCGCACUGACUUCGCUAGUGCUUCAGCUCGUCGGUGUGCAGAAUCUCCAUCCGCCAGCCGAAUAAAGUUAGGUUACAUGUUGAGACCUCAUGGCGGUUGCAUGGAACAAGAAGAAAAGGAAUGGCGCGGUGUGCGCGGGAAGUCCACCGGAAGACGCUGGCCCCCUGGUGGCGAAAUACACAAAUGCAGCAGUUUGGCUUCUUGGAUACUGGUGGUAGUGGAACGACUGGUUGGCAAGAAGCUAUCGAAGGAACAAGCGAAAGUGAGAAACCAGAGCAACCAAGGCGAGCAAUGCUGGCGACACGCACGGAGUGACAGCGGAUUGGAUCUCGGAUUGGAUUGA
Messenger RNA from Ixodes scapularis (black-legged tick), 902 nucleotides. RefSeq lists its product as uncharacterized. The transcript is spliced from 7 exons. The record is from RefSeq and is a predicted model, not a curated record. Bases 123 to 902 code for a protein of 259 amino acids. NCBI's taxonomy places the organism in Eukaryota, Metazoa, Arthropoda, Arachnida, Ixodida, Ixodidae.